Saprolegnia diclina VS20 is the source of this 2970-nucleotide messenger RNA. RefSeq lists its product as hypothetical. The coding region runs from base 1 to 2970 and encodes 989 amino acids. Gene Ontology annotation, molecular function: protein binding. NCBI's taxonomy places the organism in Eukaryota, Oomycota, Saprolegniomycetes, Saprolegniales, Saprolegniaceae. The record is from RefSeq and is a predicted model, not a curated record. The transcript is spliced from 7 exons.
AUGGAGACGGCAACAUGCUACUACAACGGCGACGACGCCUUCGACCCGCUCCUGCAGCAUGAGCUCGCGCUCGAGAUGACGAGUGCAAACGAGCAAGAGACCCAGCGAAGCGCAUGCGAUGACGCGCAGCUCACGGCCGUCCUUCUCCGCGUCAACCACGCGUGGCUGCACGCGUUCGCGUCCCAUCACGAGCGGCCGUGUCUCGCGGACGAGCUCGUGUCGCGCGACUCGGUCUGGCUCAACGACUACUUCCAGAAGCUGCGCGUGCUCCACGACCCGGCGUCGUCGCAUGCCAAGCUCAUUAUGCAACGGCUCCAAGAGUCGAGUCGCCGGCAGCAGCAAGCGACCGCGUACGUCCACGAUGGAAGCGACGCGAGCCGGCAGCUGGUCGAGCCAUUAGCGCUCAUUUUGCACUGCACAACGCAAGACCGCUUGCCCGAGCCCCGCCUCGUGCCCUUUCUGCGCGAAACAACGCUGUACUUGGAGAGUCCGGCGCUGAUCGCGCGCGCCAACGAAGCAGCGCUAUCGACGCCGCUGUACCGGCUGCUCGUCGUGCGGCAGAACACCGAGGCGCGCAUGCUCCUCGUGCGACUGCUUUUGACGCUGGCCCAAGCCGACGCGACGGCCGUGGUCCGCGGCUGCACCAUUGGCGGCCAAGGCCGCGCGAUGCUGCCCAAUAUCUUUAUCCAGACACUGCCCAAGCGCCAUCCCGAGUGCAUCGAGCUCCAGACGACCGCCGUCCGGCUCUUGCACAUCUUUGACGUGCGCAAGAGCUCGUUCUUUCUCGACAUUCCGUCGGCCAAGAGCUUGCAUCGCCCGAAGGCGCUCUCGCCCGUCGUGCUGGCGGCGCUGCCUGUGCCAACGUUCUCGCUGCCCGACGACGUACGCCGUCCGUCGAGUCCAUACAAGGAGAGCGUGCGGCCAAAGACCCACACGAUGCCACGCCGGCGUCCAUUUCCGUCGCCAACACCGCGCGCGGACGUUGAAGUGCGCCGGCCGUCGACGCCGCAGAAGCUUGCGCCGCUCGAGGCCAUCGAUGCGCGGCUCGGCGCCUUCGACUUAACGCCGGGCGAAGAAACCGCCGAGGAUCUGCCGCGGUCGUCCAUCACACCGACGACGCGCCAGCGCAAGCCCGAGCUGCAGUCGGUCGCGAGCUUCGAGUGGUACUGGCGCACGCUGCCGCCAGGCCACGCCAAGCUCUCGGACUACGCCAAGCUCAAGGCCGUGUGCCGCGCCGCCGUGUCGCAGCACAAGAUUGGCGACCUCGAGCGCGCCUCGGAGCUCUACGCACUCGCUUUGCGGCUUCCAGAGCCGGUCAACGUCGAGACGGACGGGACGGCACCGCUGCGGGUCGCGCUGCUCGUGAACCUCGGAAGUGCCCACCUGGGCCUGCGGCAGUGGGAGACCAGCAUCACGACGCUCCGGACUGCUAUCGUGGCCUGUCCCGAGCAUGUCAUGGCACACUACACGCUCGGCAUGGCGCUCGCCGCCAGUGGGCAAGUCCGCGAGGCCAUCUCCGAGCUUCAAGCUGUCGCACCGUUGCACUCGCCGGCCAAGGCGCAGCUGCGACGCCUCGAGGGCCGACGGCCACGCAAGGCGACCGCGUCCACAGCGACGUUGCGCUCGGCGAUCGGCCGCAUGGCGACGCAGGCUGAGGCGCUCGACGUGGUGUGGGCGACGCUCUUCCGGUGCCUCGACAAGUCGCGCUGCGGCGUCGUGAGCGUCGAAGGCUUCCGCGACAUGCUCCACUUGGCCAGCGUCACGUUGACUAAGGACGAGUGGCGGUGUCUCCUCGGGCACGUGGCGCACGAGCACGACGCCAACUACAUUGUGUACGCACGCCUCGCAUCGGACGUGAUGCUGCACCGCCCGGCACCGCCGUCGCCCGUCGACAAGGUGUGCUUCAACGGUCUCCGCCGGCGCACGGGCAUGGAGCGCCUCCGAGUCUCGCUGCACUUGCUCGCACAGCGCGAGGCCAGGGCGUUCUGCGGCACGGUCUCACAGUGGGCGCGCUUUGGCGUCGACAAGACCAUCGAUAUCACCUCGAAAGCGCCGCCCGUCUCGUCGACGUGGAUGCCAUUCGUUGUGCACGUUCCGCCGUGCCCGACGUCAGUGCUUUCGACGCUCGCAACUGUCCUUGUCGCCCAGAGCACGGCCAAGGGCGUCGCAUCGGCCCACCGCGCGAUCCGGCUCCGACGUCUCAUCACGCGUAAGGUCGUUGAGACGUUUGUGGCCAAAGGCGUGGUCUACGCGAUCGCCAGCACAACCAAGCUCCUCCAUGAGAUGCGCCACCGGCUCGCGACGACCAGCGCGGCGCACGAGGUCCGCGGUGGCGUCGCCUUGUACUCGCUCCGGCACCUUACCGCCGCCCACGCCCACGCGCACGUGCAUGCAAGAGCGCAAGCCAAGACGGCCCUCGAGCGUAUCGCGAACCGCGCAACUGCCGUUGUCGCCAUGCGCGCCGGCGCCACGUUUGAUCUUCCGACCUUUGGCGCCCAGGCCAAGGUGAUGGCAGCGCGCUGGCGAAAGACAAGCGGCGCACUAAGCCAAGUGGCCACAGCAAGUCGCAAGCACUGCGUCUCGUGGGUGCACGCCGGCGGCUCGCUCCACGACAUUGCGACGCUGGCGACCCGACAGACGGCGCGGUUCGGGAAGCAGCACCGGCGGCUCGUGGCCGUCGCCGACCACGCGACGCAGAUCGUAGUGCAGCGUCGUGACGCAGUGGGUAUCGUCGCGACUCGGGUCGUGCGCGCGAAAAUCGCCUAUUACACGGUCUUUCAUGCGCUGCAGACAGGCCUCUCGACGGUCUCGGGCGCACCGCUGCCCGCGUACGACCUGCCGUGGAUGUUUCGCAAGUACGAGAUCCUUCCGAACGACGAGAUUGAGCUGCCCGUCGAGGAGCCGACCGAGCAAGUGGCAGCAGAGGCAGGCGGCGUCGCGCCCUGGCACACGGAGCGCACGACUUUGUAG